Messenger RNA from Echinococcus granulosus, 1215 nucleotides. RefSeq names its product Proliferation-associated protein 2G4. The record is from RefSeq and is a predicted model, not a curated record. NCBI's taxonomy places the organism in Eukaryota, Metazoa, Platyhelminthes, Cestoda, Cyclophyllidea, Taeniidae. The transcript is spliced from 6 exons. Bases 1 to 1215 code for a protein of 404 amino acids.
AUGUCGGAUUAUGAGUCAGAUGAAGAGCCUACAGCCGCUGAUGAAACAGUUCUCAACAAAUAUAAACUUGCUGCUGUUUUAAAGGAGCUCAUGGAACAAUGUGUUCCUGGCGCAAAAAUUAUCGAGCUUUGCGAGUAUGGCGACAGACGAAUCGUCGAAGAAACAAAUAAGCUUUUUAAGAAGGAAAAAGAAAUGAAGAAGGGAGUUGCAUUUCCCACUGCCAUCAGUGUGAAUAACUUUAUUUGCCACUAUUCGCCGAUCAGCGGGGAGGAGAACAUCAUUGAAGAGCUUAACGAUGGGGACUUGGUGAAAAUAGAUUUGGGUGCACAUAUUGAUGGCUUUUCUUCCGUUAUUGGACAUACUUUCGUGAUCGGUGCUAGUCCCGAAAAGAGAGUCACUGGCCGGAAAGCUGAUGUUAUAGUUGCGGCGAAUGUCGCUGUUGAAGUUGCUAGGCGCUUGGUCAAACCAGGAAAUGAAAAUUACCAAGUGUCUGACAUGAUCGCAAAAGCUGUGGCAGAUUUUGAUUGCAGACCAAUUCAGGGCGUCCAAUCUCACCUUCUCAAAAAACUUGUCUAUGUCGGUGAGAAGAGCAUAGUCUUAAACCCCGAUGAUGACCAAAAAAAGGGUGUUGAGAAGUGUAUCUUCAAAAUGUACGAGGCUUGGUUGCUUGAUAUCGUCAUUUCGACCGGCAGUGGAAAGCCGCGGGAGCAUACCGCUAGAACGACUUUAUUCAGGAAGAAUGAAACACUUUACCAUCUAAAAAUGAAGGCGUCUAGAAAGUUCUAUAGUGAGGUUUCCGCAAAAUUCCAGGAAUACCCUUUCAAUAUAAGGUCUGUUGAGGACAUAAAGUCGGCGCGUUACGCUGUCACUGAAUGCGCAAGUCACAACGUCAUCACUCCGAUGCCUGUUCUCGUCGAAAAGGAAAAGGAGUUUGUUGCGCAGUUCAGAUUCACCGUGGUACUGAUGCCUAAUGGAUUGAUGAAGAUCACGGGCCUGCCUUUUGAUUCUUCUCUAUAUAAAACUGAUUUCAAGACGACGGACGCCGAAGUUAAAGAGCUUCUCAGUCAGCCAGUCAAAGCGUCUGGAGGUAAGAAGAAGAAACCUCUUAAUGCUGGCAACGAUCAGGGUAUUUAUCUGAGGGAGCUUCUCAUUCUCCGCUGGUUCUGUUGUGAUGUUCUGCCAUGCCCACGACCUCCCACCCCUUUUGCACGUUAA